Messenger RNA from Condylura cristata (star-nosed mole), 4062 nucleotides. RefSeq names its product synaptotagmin-like 2 (gene SYTL2). The transcript is spliced from 19 exons. Gene Ontology annotation, molecular function: neurexin family protein binding; small GTPase binding. Gene Ontology annotation, cellular component: plasma membrane; exocytic vesicle. Gene Ontology annotation, biological process: intracellular protein transport; exocytosis. Bases 478 to 3264 code for a protein of 928 amino acids. The record is from RefSeq and is a predicted model, not a curated record. NCBI's taxonomy places the organism in Eukaryota, Metazoa, Chordata, Mammalia, Eulipotyphla, Talpidae.
GCUGGGCGACACCUGGACGGCGGUGCGAGCCAGCGCGGCCGAGGUGCAAGCGCCCUGCUGGGGGAGUGGAGACGCUUGGCGCCCAGUCGGAAGGAAGGUAGAUGACCGUUUGAUGCUGCUAUUUCUCAUGGAAUUGAUGGUGAAGAGAAUAAACUGUCUAAGACUGGUCCAGAGAGGAGCCUGAACAGGAAUGGUGCUGUAGGAACAAGUGCCCUGCCUGGCAGGGGAUGCAGCAUCCUUCUGCUCCACCUCAUCAUAUAGACCUCUACUUCUUCAUUGGGAAGGCCAUCUAGGUUUUUACAGUCAGCCACCUAGAACUUUUGCUGCACCAAAAUUAGACUUUUGCUGCUGAACUGAAUGAGCUAUUACUCCAUUUUGAUUUUGCAUUUUUUAAUCAUCUGGACUUCAAUUACAGUUGUUUUGCCUUGAGAAUUUUAAGCCAGAUUUGUUACUAUUAUUUUGUGUGCAUUUUUCAAAAUGAUCGACUUAAGCUUCCUCACAGAGGAGGAGCAAGAGGCCAUCAUGAAGGUUCUGCAGCGAGAUGCGGUCCUGAAGAGGACGGAAGAAGAGAGAGUCAGACAUUUGCCUGAAAAAAUUAAGGAUGACCAGCAGUUGAAGAAUAUGAGUGGCCAGUGGUUUUAUGAAGCCAAGGCAAAAAGGCACAGAGACAAAAUCCAUGGUGCAGACAUCAUCAGAGCAUCCAUGAGAAAGAAGAGGCUUCAGGUAGCAGCUGAGCAGAACAAGGACAAAGAUAAUGAGGCAAAGGAAAGCUGGGUGAAUAAUAUCAACAAAGAUGGUUUCCUUCCCCCAGAACUAGCCGGUGUUGUAGAAGAACCAGAAGAGGAUGUGGCAUUAGCAAGCUCAGGUGCCACCAUGGUCAAUCCACCUAAAGCCAUGAUUGAUGCAUCUCAGGAGAGCACGGGGAAGUUGGCUGUGUCUCCAGCCAAGCAAAGGAAGAAUCCAUUUGAUAAGUCAGAGUUGCCAGAAGAUUACUUAGCGCAACAAAUCAAAAAUGAACCAUCAAAAAAUGGAAAGGCUGAUUUCUUUCAGACUUCAAAAGAGGGUGAAUUGUCAGAGUCAAAAAGAAAGUCAUCUGCAAUGAAUAUUUCAAGCCAAAAGAUAGAGAAACCAAAGCAGACUUUCUCAGGCUCUGAGGAUGGGUCUCAAAUCAAGACUCCAAUCCCCAAAGCCAGGAAGAUGAUCUACAAAUCACGUGAGUUAAGGCAAGAUGAUAACCAGUCUUUUCCUAGACAAAGAACAGACUCCCUGAAUGCAAGAGGGGCACCCAGAGGGAUCCUGAAGCGCAGCUCCAGUUCCAGCAGCACAGACUCAGAAACAGUUCGUUUGCAUCAGAACUUGGAACCCAAAAGCAAAGCCGUGUCACCUCACCUGACCAUCCAUGAGAGAAUUUCUGAGAAGGUGCACUCUUUAAAAGCUGACUCUUCAAACUCAUUGGAACCGUUAAAGCAUGUGAGAUUCUCCACAGUGACGGAAGACUUCCAGCAGAGUCCUGAACAAAUCCACAGCCAGGAAGUGGAAGAAUUUAAUGUUUUAGACUCUGACAAGUUAAAGAAUGCAACUGAAGAGGCAGGAAACGUAGAUACAGUUUGGAAUGACCAUAAGCCUUCCCAGUACAGAAAGCCUUUGCCUUUGCAUGAGUCAAGUCCAAGUGCACCAAAAGAUGAAACACAUCAGCCAAUGACUCUUACAAUUAGUGAGCACCAUGCUCCCUCAGAAGUUUUACCUAUAAGACCACAGUCCAUUGAGAAGUCACCUACUAUCAAUGAACAUAAAGCUAAAUCACCAGAAUCAUUAAGGCUUGAAUCAGAAGUGUCCAAAAACCCUGCUGAUGAACUGUCUCGUGUUGACCCUGAGUCAUCUCAGGUGCCAGGUGGCAGUUCUAGAGACCAUCAGCAAGGUUCAGAAGAAGAACCCAGUCCUGUUUUGAAAACUUUGGAAAGGAGUGCUGCUAGGAAAAUGCCUUGCAAAAGUUUAGAAGACUUACCAUCAGAUUCCUCAAAUCAAGCAAAAGUAAAUAAUCUGCCAGAAGAAUUAGUGCAUAGUGCUGAAGAUGUUUCCACAGUGCCUUCACAACCUGAUAAUCAGUUUUCCCACCCUGACAAACUCAAAAGGAUGAGCAAGUCUGUUCCAGCAUUUCUCCAAGAUGAGAGUGAUGGCAGAGAAACAGAUACAGCAUCAGAAAGCAGUUACCAGCUCAGCAGACACAAGAAGAGCCCCAGCUCUUUAACCAAUCUUAGCAGCUCCUCUGGCAUGACAUCAUUGUCUUCUGUGAGUGGCAGUGUGAUGAGCCUUUAUAGUGGAGACUUUGGUAAUCUGGAAGUGAAAGGAAGUAUUCAGUUUGCAAUUGACUAUGUGGACUCACUGAAGGAAUUGCAUGUUUUUGUGGCCCAAUGUAAAGACUUAGCAGCAGCAGAUACUAAAAAACAGCGCUCAGACCCAUAUGUAAAGAGCUAUUUGUUACCAGACAAGGACAAAAUGGGCAAGAAGAAAACACUUGUAGUGAAGAAAACUUUGAAUCCUGUGUAUAAUGAAAUCUUACGGUAUAAUAUCGAAAAGCAGGUCUUAAAGACGCAGAAGUUGAACCUGUCUGUUUGGCAUCGGGAUACUUUUAAGCGCAAUAGCUUUCUAGGGGAAGUGGAACUUGAUUUGGAAGCUUGGGACUGGGAGAACAAACAGGAUAAACAAUUAAAGUGGUACCCCCUGAAGCAAAAGACAGCACCAGUUGCCCAUGAAGCAGAAAACAGAGGUGAAAUGAAGUUAGCUCUCCAGUAUGUCCCAGAACCAAAUCCUGGUAAAAAGCUUCCUACAACUGGGGAAGUCCACAUCUGGGUGAAGGAAUGCCUCGAUCUCCCACUGCUAAGGGGCAGCCAUCUAAAUUCUUUUGUUAGAUGUACCAUCCUUCCUGACACAAGUAGGAAAAGUCGCCAAAAAACAAGAGCUGUAGGAAGAACCACCAACCCUGUCUUCAAUCACACCAUGGUGUAUGAUGGGUUCAGGCCUGAAGAUCUUAUGGAAGCCUGUGUAGAGCUUACUGUCUGGGACCACUACAAAUUAACUAACCAGUUUUUGGGAGGCCUUCGGAUUGGUUUUGGGACAGGCAAAAGCUAUGGUACUGAAGUGGAUUGGAUGGACUCUACUUCUGAGGAAGUUGCUCUUUGGGAGAAGAUGGUAAAUUCGCCCAACACUUGGAUUGAAGCGACCCUGCCUCUCAGAAUGCUGCUGAUUGCCAAGAUUUCCAAAUGAAGUUAAAGUCCACUGACUCCUCCACUGGGAACAACUAAAUAAGGUGGACCUGAUAUGAAAAUCUGACUGCAAGCAGAAAUUCUUCACUUCUCUCUCUUGCUGCAAAUGAAUGCUACACAGCAUGGGAAAGUCAGCCUACAUGUGUCUCUUUGGCUAUAGGCAUAGAAGAUUUAAAUAAUAACAAAAAGUGUAGCUUAUUUGGAACUGCAACAUUAAAAAGGGGUUUGGGAAAUAUAUGAGAUUCAAAUUGUUGCAGCUACUUCAAGGAAAAAAGCUGCCAAAAUACAUUAAAUGUGGGGUGUUAUAAACCAGCAAAAUAUUGUAGUUUGUGGCCAUGCAUUUUACACUACAAUCUUGUCUACGGUUAAGAGGCUGCCAAAUGAUCACUGAAAACUCUUGCAAGAACUAAAAAUGUGUAAAUUGUGGAAAAGAGAGAUAGCUAUUCCUACGAAAGGAAGGUGGAGAGAGCAGACUAUCAAUUACAGUAAAGAAUUUGAUCACAAGAAAACUAUUUGCUCUGUCAUCUAUAUUAAAACAUGGAAUUCCAUAGUAAGGCAAUGAGACUGAAUUUACUGCAUGUAGUACUGCCCUCUGACACUGCUCUCUCCUUUCCCAGUGUUAAACAGAAGUCUUAAAUAUGCUUUGGUGCCACCCCUUGGCCAUAGAUGGAAUUCAGCUUUUGGCUUAAUGUUCUUUGUCAGCCUGUAUUUUUAAAUAGAGUACAUAUAUAUAUGUAAAAGAAAAAACCCCACAAAAACCUUGCAUAUAUAAGGUUCUGUUUUUCUUAUAACUACAAAA